Messenger RNA from Callorhinchus milii (elephant shark), 4882 nucleotides. RefSeq names its product synaptojanin-2. Gene Ontology annotation, cellular component: perinuclear region of cytoplasm; presynapse. Lineage: Eukaryota; Metazoa; Chordata; Chondrichthyes; Chimaeriformes; Callorhinchidae. Bases 64 to 4446 code for a protein of 1460 amino acids. Gene Ontology annotation, molecular function: nucleic acid binding; phosphatidylinositol-4,5-bisphosphate 5-phosphatase activity. The transcript has 27 exons. Gene Ontology annotation, biological process: synaptic vesicle endocytosis; phosphatidylinositol dephosphorylation; brain development. The record is from RefSeq and is a predicted model, not a curated record.
GUGUGUGUGUGAGUGAGUGAGUGAGUGUGAGCUGCAGGAGCCGCUGCUGGUGAUGAGGAGGCGAUGGCUCUGGUCAAAGGUUUCCGUGUGUAUGUGAGCUCGCCGCCCGGGCAGUGCAGUGCGCUGCUGGAGAGCAGGAGCAGAGAGGAGGCUCUCCUCUUCCAGUCCGGAGCUGUGGCCAUUCUCUCACCAGUGGAGAAGGACGGGCUGAAGGCGCAGUUUGUCAAGCUCUGGGAAGCCUAUGGCUGUUUGGGAGUUCUCCAAAUCAAGAGUGGUGAUUCCAGGCUGUGUUUCCUGGUGCUGGUGACGGGGUGUACGUCGGUCGGGAGGAUCCGUGACACCGACAUCUGUAAGAUCACAGCGAGCGAAUUCGUGCCCCUCCAGGAGGAGACAAGUGAGGAGGAGCGGGUCAUCACCCUCAGGAAGCUCUUCAAUUCGGGCAUGUUUUAUUUUGCAUCAGCUGCUGGAUCGACAUUUGACCUGAAUCUCUGCGCACAGAAGCAGCUGGAGAAAGACCAUGAAGCCGGGAGCAGGUUUUUCUGGAACUACUCAUUACACCUUCUGCUGCGUCAGUACCAGGUGAAUUGCUGGGAUUGGCUGCUGAAGGUGACGGUGGGGUCAGUGGAAAUUCGGACUGUCUACGCCAACGACAAGAAAGCCAAGGCGUGUCUGAUCUCCCGGCUCAGCUGUGAGGGAGCAGGCGGCCGUUACCACCACCUAGGCAUUGACGACAAGGGCCACGUCUCCAAUUUCUUCGAAACAGAACAGGUGAUUUAUUUGGACGACUCGGUUUCAUCCUUUGUCCAAGUGCGAGGGUCUGUCCCUUUAUUUUGGGAGCAGUGCGGAGGGCAGGUUGGCUUCCGUCACCUCCGGCUGACCCGUGGACUUGAGGCAAACGCCCCAGCGUUUGACAGACAUUUGACUUUGCUGAAUGAGCAUUACGGAAACCAAGUGAUUGUCAAUCUGUUGAGGAUGAAGGGAGGAGAGGAGGUCCUCAGUAGAGCUUUUAAGAAGCUGGUCUGGGCCUCGGCUCAUGCAUCUCAAAUCCCAAUGAUAAACUUUGACUAUCAUCACUGUGUGAAGGAAGGGAGACUGGAGAGCUUGCUGAGACCUCAAGUGCAACACUCACUGAAGGAGUUCUGUUUCUUCACCAGUGGCCAGAACAUAAGUCCUUGUUAUCAGACAGGAACACACAGGACUAACUGCCUGGACUGUCUGGAUCGGGCUAACAACGUGCAGACUUAUUUCGGGAUGGAGGUUUUGCUCAGGCAGCUGGAGAGCCUGGGUUUGAGCAGUAAAAAGUCAGUUGUGGAACGUUUUGAAGAAUUUUACAAGACAAUGUGGUCACUGAAUGGCCACAACCUGAGCAAGAUGAUUACAGGAAGCCGUGCCCUCGAGGGGAAAACCAAGGUGAAAGAUGGAGCUCGUUCUGUAUCCAGGUCCAUUCAGACCAACUUCUUUGAUGGAGUGAAACAGGAGGCCAUCGAUUUGCUCCUCACGGGCGACUUUUACAGGGAGAAAUACGCAGAGAAGGCGAGGUCUCUGAUGGAUGACAUAGUGCUUUUCACACCUCGUGGGAUUCUGAAAGCUAUGUGUGAACGCCAGCUUGAGUACUCCCAUUUCAGGCGAGCUCAGAUCAGUGUGGGAACGUGGAAUGUCAACGGUGGAAAACAGUUCCGGAACAAUGUGCUUAGUAUCUCAGAGCUGACCAGCUGGCUGCUCGACACUCCCAGCCACAGCAGGCCUCACGGUGACAAGAGCUGCUCACCUGAUAUCUUUGCGAUCGGAUUCCAGGAAAUGGUGGAGCUCAAUGCAGGAAACAUUGUCAAUGCCAGCACAACUAAUAAGAAGAUCUGGGCAGAGCAGCUCCAGAAGGCGAUCUCCACCAGACACAAGUACAUAUUACUGGUCUCGGGGCAGCUGGUGGGGUUGUGUCUGUUUGUGUUUGUCCGGCUCCACCACGUCCCUUAUAUCAGGGAAGUUGCCAUGGAUACAGUGAAGACAGGAAUGGGAGGAAAAACUGGGAACAAAGGAGCGGUGGCCAUCCGCUUUCAGUUUUACAGCAGCUCGCUGUGCUUUGUGUGUGCUCACCUGACAGCUGGUCAGAACCAAGUCAAAGAAAGGAAUGAAGAUUACAGGGAGAUUGCCCAGAAACUCACCUUCCCAAUGGGCCAGAACAUCUUCUCGCACGACUACGUGUUCUGGUGUGGAGACCUGAACUACAGGAUCGAUCUUCCGAACGACGAGGUCUUGCAGCACGUUAAGAAACAGGACUGGUGGAGUCUGCAGGCUCACGAGCAGCUCCAGCAGCAGAGAGCUGAAAGCAAAAUUUUCAAGGGCUUCCAGGAAGGUUGUAUUAGAUUUGCUCCAACGUACAAGUACGAUGUGGGGACAGACGUAUACGACACAAGCGACAAGUGCAGGACUCCGGCCUGGACGGACCGAGUGCUGUGGUGGCGAAGGAAAUGGCCCAGUGAUACAUUGGGAGACCCAGGUUUCACAGGCUACGACCACGAGGCAGAGUCAAAGAUCAAGCACACGUGUAAUCCCGGUGUAGUGUUGUACUAUGGCAGAGCAGAGCUGAAAGCUUCUGACCACAGGCCAGUGCUGGCUGUCUUGGAAAUCAACAUCCAGGAAGUGGAUGUCUUGGCCCAGGAGCGAGUGCUCAAGAAAAUCACGUCCUCCCAGGGUCCGUCUGACGCCACCGUAGUGGUUUGUGUCAAAACGCCGAGCCUCGAGGAGAGGGAGGACUUUCCCGAAGACAUCAGCCGUGAAUUAAUCCACUGCUUCCGGAGUUACGGCACCGUCCUUCUGCUCAGGUUUGAUCGGGGACAGAUGUUGGUGACCUUUCAGGACAGCUGUGUGGUGCUGAAAGUUUUGGAAUUGGAUGGGACAAAGGUGAAUGGCAGAGCAGUGAGCAUAAAGCCACUCACAGGAGACUGGCUGAAUGAUCUUCAGGAAGAGAUUAACAUGAAGAGGAACAGCAUGGCACCAAUGUCUCCCACCGCAAACUCCUGUCUGCUGGAGGAGACCUUUGAUUUUGACAGCCUGGACUAUGAUACUGAGGGAGAUCUGGACGAGGAGUUGGAUGAAGCUGUGCCUCAGCACGUUUUGGCUGGAUUGAUGCCCAGACACAGCCCCAGCCUCCGCCCGCUGUCUCCUGAAUACUCAGCUCAGGAGGGCACCGAGGGUCCGUCACACACUGAGCCCAGGCCGGCUCUCAGCCAACAACCAGCAGCCACAGAUGAAACGGACAUUUCCUCAGUCGCUCCGGAGAUGUCUCCAGUCGGUGAAUUCCGUCCCCGCACCACCAGCAGGUCCGUGUCGGUGCCCGGGCGCCCCCGGCCCCCGCAGAGGCCCCCACUCCCCGCUGUACUGAAUUUGAAGAAAUCUGUGUCUGAUCAUUCUAUAACAUCUGAAGACAGCCUAACACAGGCUUCCGUCUUCCAUCCAGCGAAGAUUCUCUCAGGAGCUCCUCAGCAUCCUCCGUCCUGCAGGAGUGGUAUAAGCAGGCCGUACAACGUGUCGCAAAUUAAAACGUCGUCGGCUGCGGAAGCAGAACAGGCAAUAAAACACCUAAUGGAAGGGAAAUCAGCAAUGUUAAUUGUAGAAUCCUGCUCAAAGCGUCCGGCCGCAAUGCAGUCAUUCACUAUGCCCCGGGCUGCUGGUAAAGCCAACACAAAGUUCCCUUCUGCUCCCCUCAUGGCCCCAAGUCACACACUGGUGAGAAGCCUAUUGCCUGCCAGACCAGCCCUGCCAAAGGGCCGAGGGGGAAACUCUGACUUGACCACGAGAGCGGAGGGCAGGAGCACACAGGAGCCCAUGCAGUUCACACUGUGCUCGUCAGAUUCUUGCCACCCAGAGACGCCAGUGGUGCCUAAACCACAACCUGUGCUGAGCCAGUCCCCUGCAAUGCAUUGUGCACUGAAGCACACACCAGCCUCAAGAGAGCAGGAUGUCAGUAUUCCUGCCCAGGAUUUGUGGAGCGAGCUGGACCCGCUGUCGGGAUGCUCGAGCACGGCCCCCAUCGUCCCACCUCGCAGGAGGAAGGGGGUGCCGCUCGUCUCGCCUCCAAGGGAUGACACUUUUAUCAGAUCGGAUUGGUUCCUGGCGUGCGGAGCCCAAUGCAAAAGUGAUGAGUUCACGAGUUCCGGUACCACUCCCGCCUCCAGGAACAAUCCUUUCAGACCUCAGCAAAGCCCCACAUCCCACUCUGACUGGAUGCCAGGUGCCGGUGAUCUCUCACGUCCACGAAGGACUGUAUCUCCACCCUCCGCGGCUCCAAGCUUCCCUGCCAGGAGCCCCGAGUCAGCAUGGGCACCAUCGUACAGCAGAAAUCUUCAAGAUGGUAACAAAAAGGGAUUCUGUCUUAUUCCUAGUGAAGAAAAGCCUCUUCGGAGAAGAGCAGGGAGUUUCCCUGGUGUCCUUGAUAACAUUACUCCAUAGGAACCAGCUGCAUGUUACACCAUUGAUAAACAAUACAUAAAACGGGGGCAUUUCAGCCCAGCUCCAAUUUGCAAGAGGAAUGCAAAGAAACACUGGUAUAUUUUGUCCAAAUAAGUAAAUGAAGAUUUCUGCUGUGAGGUGUCACUGCCACAACGUUGACUUUAAGUGAAGCCCAUUUCAUUUUACAGGAGAUGUAAUAAUCGUAUCAAAUCCUUGCAAUUUCUUUUCAUGUCAAAGCGCUUCACGGGAUUUACUGUAACAUGGAGUGACUGUUUUGUGGGUGAUUAAUAGGCAACAUGUUGUGGAUGAUGGUGUAAGACGUGCUUUAGUUUCUAACAAAGAGAUCAAUUGGUUUGGAGAAUGGCUCUUGGGAUUGACAAAGAGGGAGGUCUCAAUACCAAUGCUGGUUAAUACGAUCUAUAAAUUUUUAACUUGA